UAUAGGUUAGGAGGAUUAAUCCAAAUAGAAAUACUUGAAAAGUUUUUCAACAAUUUUACGAUAUGUGCAAAAAAAACUAAUAAGAAAUGAUAAUAUUUAAAAAUAUUUACCUACUUCCUUCUUUAUUUUUCUUCCUUCUUCAUACAGAAAGAGUAGUUAGUAUACGUUCUUACAAUAAGAAGGAUCUGAAUAAAUUGAGAGAUGAGGUGAAAGAGAUGUUCUAUCAUGCUUAUAAUAGCUAUUUGAAAUUUGCAUAUCCAUAUGAUGAACUGAGGCCUCUAAGCUGUGAUGGUAUUGAUACGUAUGGAAGCUAUUCCCUAACAUUAAUCGAUGCAUUAGAUACAUUAGCUAUAAUGGGAAAUUAUACAGAAUUUCAAAGGGUUGUUGAUCUUAUAACUUCCAAAUCAAAAUUCGAUGCUAAUAUUAAUGUAUCUGUAUUUGAAACCAAUAUACGUAUUAUCGGUGGACUCUUAAGUGCUCAUCUAUUAUCUUACAGAGCAGGUGUCAAAGUUGAACCAGGUUGGCCAUGUAAUGGACCACUUUUGAGGCUAGCAGAAGAUGUGGCCCAAAGAUUAAUAGUAGCUUUCGACACAAAAACUGGUAUGCCUUAUGGUACAGUAAAUCUCAAGCAUGGUGUCCCUAAGGGUGAGACUACUAUCACUUGUACUGCUGGAAUUGGAACUUUUAUUGUUGAAUUUGGAACACUCAGUAGACUCACAGGAAAUUCUCUUUAUGAAGAAGUUGCUAUGAAUGCUCUUUACGCUUUGUUCAAUCAUAAAUCUCAACUUGGCCUAUUCGGCAACCAUAUAGAUAUUGAAACAGGUCGUUGGACAGCCCAAGAUGCAGGAAUAGGGUCCGGAGUAGACUCGUAUUUCGAAUAUUUGGUCAAAGGUUCCAUUCUUUUACAAAGACCUGAGCUCAUGGAAAUGUUCCACGAAGCAAGAAAAGCUUUUGACAAACACAUGAAGAAAGACGAUUGGUACAUGUGGGUUUCGAUGACAAAGGGACAAAUAACUCUGCCCGUUUUUCAAUCUUUGGAAGCGUUUUGGCCAGGUGUUUUGAGUUUGAUAGGUGAUACCUCCUCCGCUAUGCGAACUCUGCAUAAUUAUCAUCAAGUUUGGCAACAGUAUGGCUUCACUCCAGAAUUUUAUCACAUCCCACAAACUGAAGCUGGAUUGAACAAAGAGAGCUGGCCAUUAAGACCUGAAUUAAUCGAAUCGAUCAUGCUGUUGUACCGAUCUACAGGUGAUCCUUUCUUACUGCAGGCUGGUGAAGAUAUCUUGCGAAGUAUACAGCACAGUUCUAGAACACCAUGUGGAUACGCUACUAUUAAGGAUGUGAGAGACCACAGGAAAGAAGAUCGAAUGGAAUCGUUCUUCUUAUCCGAAACCACCAAAUAUCUUUAUUUGCUCUUCGACACAGACAAUUUCAUCCACAAUCAAGGCCAGCAUGGGACGGUAAUAGAUACCCCAAAUGGAGAAUGCAUAAUCGAAACUGGUGGAUACAUUUUCAACACCGAGGCACAUCCGGUGGAUCCCAGUGCUUUGCAUUGCUGCUACGAUCUACCAAAACAAAAUAUUUUCAACUUUACAGACUUUUCAGCAAAGAAGCACAUUUUCAGGGGUGAGACCAUCAAUGGAAGGAAGAAGAAAUUAAAGGAAACUAUUAACUCCGAUUCUACGGAAGAGACAACAAGUAAUCCGCAGAAAGAGACGCAGAACUCCAACAAUGAUAUUCGAAGUGAGGAUUCUUCGGAAAUUUCAAACGAUUCCUUAAAAAUAGAGGAUAUUGAUUUUAAAGUAGGAGAUGGAACAGAUGGGGAAGGAAGUGCUAGUGGGGACACACUAGAUUUAUCGAUUUUAGAUUAUACAGUGAAGGUUAUACAAAGUGAGGAAAAAACUUUUGAUCCUAAUGAAAUGCUGGCAAGGUUUAAACUGCAAAAUAAAUUCCCAAAAAAUACGACUUGGGAGAAUAAAUACGAACUUUUGAGUUGCAAAGCUCAACCAUUUUUACAGAAACUUUCUAUUUUUGGAGAGUUUUUCAAUAGGUAACUAAAUUUUAUUUUCUAUAGAUAAGUUUAUAUUUUAUGUUGAAUGUAUUUAUUUACCGCAAAAUAUAUUUGAAAGUUA
Messenger RNA from Harmonia axyridis, 2129 nucleotides. RefSeq names its product ER degradation-enhancing alpha-mannosidase-like protein 2 (gene Edem1). Gene Ontology annotation, molecular function: mannosyl-oligosaccharide 1,2-alpha-mannosidase activity; calcium ion binding. Gene Ontology annotation, biological process: mannose trimming involved in glycoprotein ERAD pathway; endoplasmic reticulum mannose trimming; carbohydrate metabolic process. The transcript has 7 exons. Gene Ontology annotation, cellular component: endoplasmic reticulum; membrane. The record is from RefSeq and is a predicted model, not a curated record. Bases 87 to 2051 code for a protein of 654 amino acids. Lineage: Eukaryota; Metazoa; Arthropoda; Insecta; Coleoptera; Coccinellidae.